AUGCCAUGUGCUUGCUCCUGCAUCACUGCAACUGCUUUGGAGAUAGGACGAGGACCUUGCAGACAUAUCGAGCAGACGGUCGAUGAAGUCGAGACUCAAGAGAGCCGGUUCGGAGGGGAAAGAAACCAAACUGUUGAAAGCUUUGGUCAUGCAGCUGUGGCAGCUUUGGUCGUGGUUCGUUUCUUUCCCGACGAGCAAAGUUUCCUUUUGGCGCCGUAA
Molecule: messenger RNA, 219 nt
Organism: Glarea lozoyensis ATCC 20868
Lineage: Eukaryota; Fungi; Ascomycota; Leotiomycetes; Helotiales; Helotiaceae
Exons: 1
Coding region: 1-219 (72 amino acids)
Source: RefSeq, a predicted model, not a curated record